Penicillium malachiteum is the source of this 2124-nucleotide messenger RNA. Its product is annotated as putative C6 transcription factor. Gene Ontology annotation, cellular component: nucleus. The coding region runs from base 1 to 2124 and encodes 707 amino acids. Gene Ontology annotation, biological process: DNA-templated transcription. The transcript has 4 exons. Lineage: Eukaryota; Fungi; Ascomycota; Eurotiomycetes; Eurotiales; Aspergillaceae. The record is from RefSeq and is a predicted model, not a curated record. Gene Ontology annotation, molecular function: DNA binding; DNA-binding transcription factor activity, RNA polymerase II-specific; zinc ion binding.
AUGUCACCGGCGCCCCUUCAAGUCAAUCCCUCCUCCAAGUUACCUUCGCCCGGCUUCAAUGCCGGCGCGCGACCUUACCGCUCUCACAAGGUCCGCGCCUGUGACCUUUGUCGCAAGCGCAAGUCUCGAUGCACCGUCGAUAUUCCUGGCCAGAGCUGUCUACUGUGUCGCGUGCAAGGUGCCGACUGUCAUUACCAAGAAGAACCCCAGGGGGAUACUUCGGUGUUGAGUGUACCGGAAACGAAGCCGUGGUCGGGAGCCCAGCCGAUCGAACCCGUAUCAGGUCAAAAACGCAAGCGCAGCCCUGACCGAUCCCCCAAUUCGGGUCCGCAUAUACCAACCCGCCAGUCGACUAAUGGGCCGAGUCCCCAAGGCACAAAUUCGUCCUCUGGGCGCCCCGGGAGUGAAUCGCGACGCAAGUACGAUGAUGAUCGCCACAAUGAAUCAGUUCUCAUUGUCGGGCCAAUGGUAGCAGAAGAUGCGCAGGUAAUUGAGAAAUACAUGCCUCCAGAACGAUCGAGUCUUUCCGAAGAACCCAACAGCCACCCAUACAAUAUUUAUUCGAGCGACCCUAGAAAACCGGUACUGUACACUACAAUUACACGGCGGAGAAAGGGUAUGCGCGUCGGUGUUCCACCAGGAGAAAACCAGAAAGAGGUCCUUGAACAAAUUUUGGGGCCUUUCAAACAUGACCUCGUGAGAUUAUUUCUUGACCGAUUCAACGUCGCAUUUCCUAUAUUUGAUGGCGAAUCUUUUUGGGAAUCAUAUAUCACAGAAUCCGCGGAAGAUCCUCCGGCAUCACUUCUAUGCCAGGUUUAUUCGAUGUCGCUUGUUUAUUGGAAACACACACCUAAGCUCGCAUGUCACCCGAAGCCAGAUGUGAGAUAUGCCGUGAACAUGACUGUUGCGGCCUUGCAUGAGGAGUUCUCAGCACCUGGGUUGUCCACAAUCAUUGCCGCACUAAUCGAUUUGACCGGCCGGCCAAUUUUCUCCAUGACAGGAAAUGCUAUUAGUUGUGGUCGAAUGCUUUCCUUGGCCAAUUGUCUCGGUUUGAACAGAGAUCCGAGCCUGUGGAAACUCUCUGAACAAGAGAAGGACCAUCGGAUUCGGCUUUGGUGGGGAGUGGUGAUUCACGAUCGUUGGGGUAGCUUUGGCCACGGUGUACCUCCUCAGAUAUCCAAGACUCAGUACGAUGUCCCUCUUCCGACUAUUGAUGGUUUAGUGGCACGAAACCUUCGCACAACAGAGCGCGUGAGAGCAGCACAUUGCCACAUCGCCUUAUGCAAGUUGACCGAGAUCCUAGGUGAACUGCUACCUUUGGUAUAUGGUCUUCAGGCAAAACUGGCACGCGAGAGCUCCAAGAAAAUCAGACAAAUUAGAACAGAGUUAGAUCUAUGGGAGGAUUCUCUGCCCGAUUGGUUGAGAUCGCCAGAGCAUCACACUCGUCAGGAUGAGAUCUGCGCAUCAAGCAGUCUACACCUAGCAUUCUUGGCCGUCAAGAUGCUUGUCAGUCGAGUCGAAUUGAAUGUAAGAAUUUUCACCCUUUGCCAACCGCUUACAUUGGACUUGCAGGAGGUCAACAAUGCAGAAACAGAUAAUCCCGAAGCUCGCCGUUAUUUUCAGACUGAGUGCCGGCGAUCAGCAGAGGAGAUUGUACGGUUCAUCACAUCCCUUCGAUCAGAAAACUUCAAGGAAUUCUGGUUACCCUAUAGCGCAUUCCACUUGACAUCGACCGCAACUCUCCUCCUACGAUGUGCUUUUGAAACCAACGAUAGUGAGGUCGCCAGGUCAUGUCUCAAUAAUGUUGAGAAUCUUCGAACCGUCCUCCGUCGGGUUCGAGAAGAAGAGGACUGGGACGUGGCUGAUAUGUGUCUUGAUCACUGUGAACGUAUUAUGCAUCGACUCCCUGGCACUACUACCAUAGACCAAAUGUCUACUUCCGCCAUGGCUGAUCACGGCCUCGUCAACCCGGCUGCAAUCUCUCUACCGGAAACUCAAACAAAUAACGAUAUUGUUGAUGAUAUGAUGUCUAUUUCGAAUACAUUUGGCACAAUGGACGGUUUCCCCUUCGAUAUGACAGGUAUCUGGGACGUUUCUGUCUUCCAAGAUGUCAACUUGCCUUAG